Penicillium subrubescens is the source of this 1650-nucleotide messenger RNA. Its product is annotated as major facilitator superfamily domain-containing protein. The coding region runs from base 46 to 1491 and encodes 481 amino acids. The record is from RefSeq and is a predicted model, not a curated record. Lineage: Eukaryota; Fungi; Ascomycota; Eurotiomycetes; Eurotiales; Aspergillaceae. The transcript has 15 exons. Gene Ontology annotation, molecular function: transmembrane transporter activity. Gene Ontology annotation, biological process: transmembrane transport.
AGAGACUGAAGGAAGCCGAGAAUUGGAAAAUUCAGAAAAGUCAACAUGAGUGACUCAAUUUCUUCAUCGGGCUUCCCCGAGGAGGUUUCAACUUUCCCCGAGAAACGAGUCUGGCACCGAAGCACACUUUUUAAUGCCUUCAUCAUUGGAGGUGUUGGAUUCCUGGCUCCCGGUUUGUGGAAUGCAAUGAACUCUCUGGGUGCAGGUGGUGCUGAAUCGCCUUACCUGAUCAAUGCGGCCAAUGCUUUGGUUUUUGGAUUGAUGGGAUUCCUGUGUGUCUUUGGUGGUCCAAUUGCCAAUCGUAUUGGAAUGAACUGGACUUUGCUCUUGGGUGCAGCUGGCUAUCCAGUUUACUCGGCUGCAUUGUAUACGAACAAUCGCUAUGGCAACGAGUGGUUUGUGUUGCUCGGAGCAGUGGCGUGUGGAUUAUCAGCUGGCCUGUUCUGGGCUUCUGAGGGUGCGGUGGCACUUGGUUAUCCUGAGCCAACAAAGAGAGGCCAAUACAUGAAUAUCUGGCUUUGGUUCCGGACAGGUGGACCUUUGCUCGGAAGUGCCAUUGUCCUUGGAUUGAAUCACUCUGCCGUUGCGAAGAAGAAGGGUAAAGUUGGAUCCGAGACGUAUCUCAUUUUCGUCGCAUUGCAGUGUCUGGCUGUCCCGCUAGCAUACUUCCUUACUCGGCCAGAGAAGGUUCAACGCAGUGACGGAAGUAAAGUCAAGGUUAUUGCGCAGGACUCGUGGCGAGCGGAAUUUUAUGAGCUUUGGAGAGUUUCUGCUCGUAAGGAGAUUUUGUUGCUACUACCCAUUUUCUGGGCAGCAUACUUCAACCAGUAUACCGGCAAUUUUCAAGUGUACUAUUUCGGAGUUCGUGCCCGAGCCUUGAUCGGCCUCGUCUCGUAUCUCGCCGCUCUCCUCUCAUCCUGGCUUGUCAGCCGCUUCCUGGAUUAUCAAGGACUCAGCGUGAAGCUUCGCAUUACCUACAGUUUCUUCUACGUCCUUUCUGUCCAUAUCCUUGCCUGGGUCUAUGGCUGGGUAGUUCAGGAGCAGUACACGGCCAAUCCUCCUUCCUACGACUGGUCCGACAAGGGCUUUGCCAAGGGAAUGUUUGUGAUUAUUCUCUGGCAAUUCGCCCAGCAAGCUCUGCAAAACUGGCUCUACUAUCUUCUCUCUACUAUGACCGACAACAUUUCUGAGCUUUCACGUUUGUCCGGAGUCCUCCGUGGACAGGAGAGCUUUGCCCAGGCUGUUUCAUACGGCCUCAAUACCCGGGAAUGGUAUGGUGGCAGAGUUCCCUUGGCGGUAAAUACGAUUCUGCUUGGCCUAGCUGUGCUGCCUACGUGGCUUGUUGUCAAGGAUCAUACUCCUAUUGAGCAUUCCAAGAGUGUGGACACUUGGGAUUCGCCUCAAGAUGAAGAGCAACCUCUUCCUCAGAAGGGCGACCGUGAUAUCAACAAGGCCAGUCCGGUGGUCGAUGCGAAUGAGGUCACGAAGUAAUGCCACAGCUGAAGUACGACACUCCAGGGGGCGAGAAAAAAAAUUGCAUGCGAGUUGCACCUAACUUAGAUUAAUACUGGAUGAAACGAUCGAAGCCGCUAGCUUAACCUGGUUGGCACAUAGAAGAGGACAAAUAGAUAAUAAAAUGAUGAACUGAAG